This is a messenger RNA of Diatraea saccharalis (sugarcane borer), 1079 nucleotides long. Lineage: Eukaryota; Metazoa; Arthropoda; Insecta; Lepidoptera; Crambidae. The record is from the annotation of a GenBank genome assembly.
AAAACUGUGGCGGGCAGACGGCAGUGAAUUUGAAAAUAAUCGAAGUGUUACAAAGCGAUUGAACUAUCUCAGUUCUCAACUUUAACGACUUUCUACGGAUCAAAAAAAGAAGAACGAUGGCUCUGUAUCCAUUUAACUGGGGUUACGAUUGUCCUCUCUCUCACAACUGGCCUAGCCGUCUCCUCGAUCAGGAUUUCGGAUUGACGAUUACACCAGACGAUCUGCUGACAGCUGUCGCGUUGCCUUCGUUAUCCACCGAUUACUUCCGACCCUGGAGACAGCUCGCGGCCGCAGCUCGUGACAUCGGCUCCAGUAUCAAGGCGGAUAAGGAUAAGUUUCAAAUAAACUUGGAUGUGCAACAUUUUGCACCGGAAGAGAUAUCUGUGAAGACUGCGGAUGGUUUCAUCGUGGUGGAGGGUAAACAUGAGGAGAAGCGUGAUGAACAUGGGUACGUUUCGCGACAGUUUUCGCGACGUUAUGCGCUGCCGAAGGAUGUAAUAGCUGAUCGAGUAGAAUCUAAACUAUCUUCAGAUGGUGUUUUAACAAUCGUUGCACCACGUGACGUUCCAGCACUACAAGCAAACGAGCGCGUCAUACCAAUAGCACGUACCGGACCUGUACGCAAAGAAAUCAAAGACGAAACGUCCGAGUCUAAGCCAGCCAAAAAAGACGAGAAGAAAAUCGAAAAAAAGAAGUGAAUUAAGUGUUUUUAUAUUAAUCUAAGGUGUAGCUUUGGAACUCUAAAGUUGAGGAAGCACCAAAGUCGCUAAUAGAUAUUAAGAUGUGUUUGGAAGAUGCAUUUCGAGAUGAUUAUCCUACCUUAGUAGUUUGUUGUGAGACUGAUAGUAUAUAUUGUGAUAUAGAUUGUUACUGAAGUGUUGACAGUUGAAGAAAAAAUAAAGCAUCUGUAUUAUCUUUAUAAAAUUGUUUUUAUUUAAAGAUCUCAUCUCAAAAUGUCAAAGACAAAGUGGGUUUUUAAGCAUUUUUUAUUAAGAACACAUUUCAGUAUAUAAUUGUGUAUUAAAAAUUGAUCAAAUAUAAUAAUUAGAACAAAUUUUCAAACUUUAUCGAAACUUUUG